Molecule: messenger RNA, 2890 nt
Organism: Vespula pensylvanica (western yellowjacket)
Lineage: Eukaryota; Metazoa; Arthropoda; Insecta; Hymenoptera; Vespidae
Gene: ari-1
Product: E3 ubiquitin-protein ligase ariadne-1
Exons: 8
Coding region: 496-2028 (510 amino acids)
Biological process (GO): protein polyubiquitination; positive regulation of proteasomal ubiquitin-dependent protein catabolic process; ubiquitin-dependent protein catabolic process
Cellular component (GO): ubiquitin ligase complex; cytoplasm; nucleus
Molecular function (GO): zinc ion binding; ubiquitin conjugating enzyme binding; ubiquitin protein ligase activity
Source: RefSeq, a predicted model, not a curated record
AGAAGAAAGAAGAGGAAGAGGAAGAAGAAGAGGAGGAGGAGGAGGUGGUGGAGGAGGACGAGUAAUCGGAACGACGAAAAGGACAAAAGAGACAAAGGGAAAGACAAAGAAGAAGAGUAAUAUAGUGUACAAGUGACAGCGAGUGAAAGAAAGAAAGAAAGAAAGAAAGAAAGAAACGCUUCGUUCGCUCGAUACGAAAAGAAAAACUCGUCUUUCCUCGGCGUGCCUCCUCCGUAUACGCACGUACACACACAUCACAUAGCCAUACACACACACACACACACACACACACACACACACACACACACACACACACAGAAUACGCACACGCAGAAAAUCACACACAUAAACGUUAUGGACGUGACAGCAGUUGUCGAGCUAUAAGCUCGUUUCUCCUUCCUUCCUUCAUGGUAAAUGGUGCAGUAUAUAUUACGCAAGGUUAACACAGCAGUGUUGUAAACACUUGCUGGAACCACUUGCUGAAUUUGUAAAAAUAUGGAUUCCGAGGAGGAAACGCUCUAUGACGAUGUUGACUCUGGUAACGAGUCCAGCGGGGAUGACGUGGAUUUUGCUAUGGAAAUAGAAUCCGGAAAUCAACGCGAACGAGCUACCGACGUCGACGAAUAUCCAUUUGAAGUUUUAUCCACAGAAGAAAUUGUACAACACAUGGUUGAUUCUAUAAAAGAGGUCAACACUGUAGUUGAAAUACCUGCAACAACAACGCGUAUUUUGCUAAAUCAUUUUAAGUGGGACAAAGAAAAAUUAAUGGAACGUUUUUAUGAUGGAGAUCAGGAAAAAUUAUUUGCAGAAGCACGUGUCAUUAAUCCAUUCAGAAAAGGUCCUGUGAUAAAUAGAAGUUGGUCCUCUCAAAGUUCCUUGUCUAGAAGAACAUCUGCAAAUGGAACAGAAGAAUGUGGAAUUUGUUUUAUGAUUUUACCAUCCUCUAUGAUGACUGGUCUUGAAUGUGGACAUCGUUUUUGCACCGGAUGCUGGGGUGAAUAUCUCACAACCAAAAUAAUGGAAGAAGGUGUCGGACAAACGAUCGCAUGUGCCGCUCAUGCGUGUGACAUUUUAGUUGAUGAUGCUAGUGUUAUGCGACUUGUUAAAGACUCGAAAGUUAAAUUGAAGUAUCAGCACUUGAUAACAAACAGUUUUGUUGAAUGUAACAGGUUAUUAAGGUGGUGUCCAUCGCCAGAUUGUAAUAACGCUAUCAAAGUCCAGUAUGUUGAAGCAAGACCUGUUACAUGCAAAUGCGGUCACACAUUUUGUUUUCAUUGCGGUGGAGAUUGGCAUGAUCCUGUAAAAUGUCAUUUGUUGCGUAAAUGGAUCAAAAAAUGUGAUGACGAUUCUGAGACCUCUAAUUGGAUUGCAGCAAAUACAAAAGAAUGUCCCAAGUGUAAUGUUACCAUUGAGAAAGAUGGUGGUUGCAAUCAUAUGGUAUGCAAAAAUCAAAACUGUAAAGCUGACUUUUGUUGGGUAUGCCUUGGUCCAUGGGAACCACAUGGAUCUAGCUGGUAUAAUUGUAAUCGAUAUGACGAAGAAGAAGCCAAAGCAGCGCGAGUUGCUCAAGAUCAAUCAAGGUCUGCCUUGCAACGCUAUUUGUUUUAUUGCAAUAGGUAUAUGAAUCACAUGCAGUCCUUAAGGUUUGAGAGCAAGCUAUAUGCUAGUGUAAAAGAAAAAAUGGAGGAAAUGCAACAACAUAAUAUGUCUUGGAUCGAGGUACAAUUUUUAAAGAAAGCAGUUGAUAUUUUAUGUUCCUGUAGACAAACUCUCAUGUAUACUUAUGUAUUUGCCUACUAUCUGAGGAAAACCAACCAGUCUGUGAUUUUUGAAGCCAACCAAAAGGAUCUAGAGAGUGCUACAGAAUGCCUCUCUGAAUACCUCGAAAGAGAUAUUACGAGUGAGAACCUUGCCGAUAUUAAACAAAAGGUUCAGGAUAAAUAUAGAUAUUGCGAUAGUCGAAGAAAAGUACUUCUAGAACAUGUGCACGAAGGUUAUGAAAAGGAAUGGUGGGAUUACGUGGAAUAAGGAGAAGAAUGAAAAUGCCCAGCUUUUCUUUUUUUUUGUCGUGAGAUGUAAAGUAAAAAAAAAAGCCCUCUUCCUUCUCACCUCUGCCCCCAGCUGUGAUAAAUCAAGAAAGCUGAGAAAGAGAGAACAGACAGACAGACAGAAUGUAGUAGAGCAUUGUUGGCAAAGUGAUAUGUACGUGUGUUACAUACAUUUGAAAACACAAUUUUAUCAUCAUCUGCGUGGCAACAAUAUCGUUAUAUAUCAUGAAUUUCGAACUUAUUAAAAAUGUGAAUUUUACCAUCAACAACAACCACAACAACAACAACAACAACAACAACAAGAACGACAACAACAACAAUUGAUUGAAUGUAACAUAACUUCGUGAUUGAUUCGUGCUUGCUGUGUAUACUGCACAUGAUUAUUAUACACCAUUAGUUAAUACGAUAAAUAUGCCUUCGUUAUGGCGUAUUGUAUUCUGAUAUUAUUAUUCAAGCGGACCUUAGAUAUGCACUCAGUUAAAAUUUUUUCAACCGAAGGAGAUUGGUAAAAGUGCAUUAUUAUAUUUAUUAUUAUGUGAUCCAGCAAUGCAUAUACAUUAUACAUAUAUUAUUGCAAAAAGAUGAAUUUUUGUGCUUGUGAAAUUUAGAUGACGAUGAUUCUUUCUUCUCUUCGAUAUAUCCUUUUGACGCUACGUAUAUUAUAUAAUAUCAGAUAAAUGAAUCUUCGCAAGAGAUAAUUCUCUCUAUAUCAUGUUUCUCCAAUCAAGUAUCAUUGAAUUGUUUCACGCAAUUUAAACGUUUUAGGAUUACAAAUGAGAAAAGAAGAAGAAAAAGAAGAUGACGACGAAGAAGAAGAAGAAGAAGAAGAAGAAGAAGAAGAA